This is a messenger RNA of Sorex fumeus (smoky shrew), 3189 nucleotides long. RefSeq names its product solute carrier family 35 member A5 (gene SLC35A5). Gene Ontology annotation, biological process: pyrimidine nucleotide-sugar transmembrane transport. Gene Ontology annotation, cellular component: Golgi membrane. The record is from RefSeq and is a predicted model, not a curated record. The transcript is spliced from 7 exons. NCBI's taxonomy places the organism in Eukaryota, Metazoa, Chordata, Mammalia, Eulipotyphla, Soricidae. The coding region runs from base 124 to 1404 and encodes 426 amino acids. Gene Ontology annotation, molecular function: pyrimidine nucleotide-sugar transmembrane transporter activity.
CGUGGGCUCCCCGCUUCUGGGCCCUAGCAGCGCUAAACAGUUCCUGUGUGUCCAGUCUUUAAUAUGUGCGCUCCGCCGCUAGACGCGCUUCUCCGGGACCGAGGUAAUUAAAAAAACCACGAAAUGGAAAACAAGCACUGUGGCCAUCCUCUGUCCUGCUCCAAUUCAACCAUGUAUACAUUGCUGUUAGGGAUAAUAUUCAUUGCUUUGAGCUCAAGUCGCAUUCUUCUGGUAAAAUACUCAGCCAAUGAAGAAAACAAAUAUGAUUAUCUUCCAACUACUGUCAACGUGUGCUCAGAACUGGUAAAACUAGUUUUCUGUGUACUUGUGUCAUUCUGGGUUAUAAAGAGAGGAGAUCAUAAAAGCAGAAGAUUGAAAUGGGCUUCAGGGAAAGAGUUCUCUAAUUUCAUGAAGUGGUCCAUUCCUGCCUUCCUUUAUUUCCUGGAUAAUUUAAUUGUCUUCUACGUCCUUUCCUAUCUUCAGCCAGCCAUGGCUGUUAUCUUCUCAAAUUUUGGCAUAAUAACAACAGCUCUUCUAUUCAGGAUAGUGCUGAAGAGGCAUCUGACCUGGAUACAGUGGGCUUCCCUCCUGGUUCUGUUUUUAUCUAUUGUGGCCCUCACUACUGGGACUAAAACUUCACAGCAUAACCUGGCAGGACAUGGAUUUCACCACGAUGCCUUAUUCAGCCCCUCCAAUUCCUGCCUUAUUUACCAGAGUGAGUGUCCCAGCAAAGACAAUUGCACAGCAAAGGAGUGGACUUUCUCUGAAGCUAGGUGGAACUCCACAGCCAGGGUUUUCAGUCACAUUCGCCUUGGUCUGGGCCAUGUUCUUAUUAUUGUUCAGUGUUUUAUUUCUUCAAUGGCCAACAUCUAUAGUGAGAAGAUACUGAAGGAAGGGAGCCAGCUCAGUGAAAGCAUCUUCAUACAGAACAGCAAACUCUAUUUCUUCGGCGUUCUUUUUAAUGGGCUGACUCUGGGCCUUCAGAGCAGUAACCGGGAUCAGAUUAAGAACUGCGGAUUCUUUUACGGCCACAAUGCGUUUUCAGUAGCCCUUAUAUUUGUAACUGCAUUCCAGGGCCUCUCGGUGGCUUUCAUUCUAAAGUUUCUGGAUAAUAUGUUCCAUGUGUUGAUGGCCCAGAUUACCACUGUCAUCAUCACCACAGUGUCUGUUCUAGUCUUUGAUUUCAGACCCUCCCUGGAUUUUUUCUUAGAAGCCCCAUCAGUUCUUCUUUCCAUAUUUAUUUAUAAUGCCAGCAAGAUUCAAGAUUUGGAAUAUGCACCUAAGCAAGAGAGGAUUCGAGAUUUAAGUGACCGUCUUUGGGAACGCUCCAGUGGGGAUGGAGAGGAACUGGAAAGACUUACCAAAUCCAAGAGUGAUAUUGAGUCAGAUGAAGAUGCUUUCUAAUUGGUACCAAAUAGUUGGCAGUUCUCACAAACCUUAUCUUCAUAUUUUCAGCAUGUAGAAUGUUUAACUUUUCAUUCUGUUAAACCAAGAACAUUCCUGAUGCAUGAUAUUCUCUGUUUAUGGCUAACUCCUCCCUAAUGCUUCAUUCAGGACUUAGAGUACCUAAUGACUAAAAAGUUCUUAAGACUCUGACAGUAGGAACUAAUAGUAUGGAGAUUGCUUUCAUAAAUUGUUAUUCGAUGCAUGGACAGGAUAUGCUUGCAAGUUAUUUGUUUUCUACCAUGAAGCUUGAAAUAGUCACGUACCCUACAAGAUACAAAUAGCAGUUUGCCAGUAUUCAUGCUUAUGUGCUUUUGCUCUGCAUGCUAAAAUGUUCCCUUUUUUACCUUUGUAAAUGUCAUACCAUUUGCCCCUUGAAUUUUAAGGCUCUAAAUGUGCUCAAUUUAUGAGGGCUGGAGUGAUAGCACAGUGGGUAGGGCAUUUGCCUUGCUUGUGGUCGACCCGGGUUUGAUUCCCAGCAUCCCAUAUGGUCCUCCGAGCACCGCCAGAAGUAAUUCCGAGUGCAUGAACUAGGAGUAACCCCUGAGCAUUGCCGGGUGUGACCCAAAAAGAGAAAAAAAAACUCAAUUUAUGAUUAAAACAUAAUAAAACUCUAAAAUAUUUAGUUGAUAGGUGUGAAUAAUCUGCUUUAUAAUAUUGAUUUGAGGUUUUGUAAAAUAAUCUGCUAAAAUUUUUUGCAAAAACAUUUUUCAUAAGCAAAUUCUUGGAAUCUUAAUUUUUGGUAUUCAUAGGGAACUUGAUUUAUAAAAUUACCUUUUGAUAUUUUUUCACACAAAUAAAUUUCAUUGUUGGUGAAAAUUGGUUCUAAAUCAACCCAGUUAACACUUUAUUUUUUCAAUUUUCAUUAUUUGGACUAGUAAACCACAACCAGCAGUGGUCAGAGCUUACUCCUGGCAGUGCUUAGGGGAUCAUUUGUGGUGCUGGGAAUUGAGCCGGGGUUGGCUACAUGCAAAGCCAUUGCCUUAACCCCUGUAUUGCCUGGCUGUUACUUGUAUUUUCAAAUCUCUUAAGCCAUAGGGGGACUUUUUCCUCUUCAAUUUGACCUCAUUAGUCUUAGUUAUUAUAUUUUGAAAAGUGAAUAGAGCCAUUUCAUUUUAUUGAUGAUCGUUACAUAUAUUUCGUCCUAUCUGGACACUGACUUCAGAACUAUACCAGACUGUCAGCAAGACAAAUGCCUGAUUUUCUUCUGAAGGGUCAACUGGGGCACAAAUGACUUUCACGAAAUAGUAUUCUGUAUACAGAAGGCCAGUAAUAAGUAAAGCACUUUAUAGUAAUAUGUCACAUACCAGUUGUUUGGUAUAUAAUUCAUUGGAUCACCAUGAGUUACAACAUUGUUCAUGAAUGGGUUUCUAACACCAUCCUCUCACCAGUGUACGUUUCCUACCACCAAUGUCCCCGGUUUCCCUCCCUCCACUCCACCCCUCAUAAGAUGACCAUGUGUAUCAUGUUGGUACUUUUCAGGCCCUUUUUGCUGGUAGCCAACCAGUUGACUAUGAAUAGAAAAGUGUGGUGAUAAUUUGCAAAAUGAGAAAAGAGGGUCAGAGCUGGCUUUCACCUGUGUUUACAGAUCAGAACUCUGUAAAUGUGAGCUUUAAGGUGUCGUUCUCAUGCAGUCAGUACAUUUCUCCUUUUCUUUAAUUUUUAUCAGAUCCACGUAAGCUGAUAGUAUUUAUGUAAUAUAUCUGUAAUAUCCAGAAUAUUGUGACUGGUAAGAUUUGGUAAAAA